GUUUAUCAUAAUUUGAGACUUUAAUAACUGAAAAAUUUAACAAAAUGAAUUUUUAUGCAUUCUGUAAAUUUUAUUUAUUAUUUAUAUGCACGUUAUUAAUUUAUCAUGUAUCAACACAAGCUACUCCUACUGAAUCAAUUCAUUAUUUACAACCCGGAGAUACCAUAGAAAAUUUCGCUCCCGGAUUACGUAUAUUUUGUCAUACUGCGAAAUCGAAAUAUUUUAUUUAUUUAUGGAGAGUAUUAAAAAUGAAUCUCCAUACAAAUUUAGACAAUUACGAUUUAUAUGAUGGUAAAAGUCCGAGUGAAGUAAUUGAAAAACACGAUGUAAAUCAACGAUCUUGGAAAUUUAAUUGGUUUAAUACAAAGAAAAGCAAAAGUUUUAAAAUUAAUCCUCUUGAAGAUAUUUGUUUAGGAAUUUAUACUCAUCCUUAUAUUGAUCAUCGUUAUAAGAUAUCGAUGGAAUUAAUAAAAAUUGAUGUAACUCAAGUGUUGACAACGAUAGCAGGAAUUAUUCUUUUUUGGAGUGCUCCUAAAUUAAGUAGAAAUUCAUUAUUUUAUUAUUUAACUGGCAUUUGUUUAGGAGUCACUUUUUCACUACUCAUAUUAAUAUGGUUUGCUGCAAGACUGUUUAGUCAAGGCAAAACAAUGUACUUAAUUGCUGGAACAGGCUGGCUAAUGAGCACAUGGCUUGCUCGAAUAGUAUGUGAUAAUGUACAGAUGAUAUUAAUGCAGUACAGAGAAUAUGUUAUUGGCUACUUUUUAUUAUCAUCGUUAAUUAGUUUUCUUAUUUGCUACCGUAUUGGACCCGUCACAAACACCCGAACUAAACAAAUUAUUCAAUGGUUUCUUCAAGUUUCAGGAAUGGUGAUGAUUUAUUUUAGCAGCUACUUCAGAGAAGCUUCCAUUGGAUUAUGUAUUUUAUGUAUUUUAAUAUACAAUUUCCCAACUGUUAUGUAUCAUAGAAGUAAAAAUUAUUGGAGAAAAAUGUUUCCAAAGCGUCAGAAACUUUUAACAGAAGACGAAUAUCGGAUACAAACUAUGAUAGAAACGUCUAAGGCUUUGGGAGGUUUACAAGCAUAUUGUUCCAGUCCUGAAUCUAAUCCUUGGAAGAUUGUGAUGCGCUUAAAAGAUCCCGUGAGGUUUGCUAGAUUUAUGGAAGGAGAGUCACACUUAUCUGAAGAUGAAACAAUGCAACACGAUUUAGAAAUAACAAAAAUGAUUGAAGAGUGUGAAUAUACUGAAGACGAAUACGAGGAAAAUGAUUGAAUUUGUUACAUAUUUUGAUUGAAAAUGACUCACAUAAUUUAUUUUGAUUUUAUUAGUUAAUUAUUAUUUCUCAUGAAUCUCAAUGAUUUUAUUGAUAAUUAUAAAAAUUUGAAAUGUGAAUUUACAAUUAAU
This is a messenger RNA of Chelonus insularis, 1400 nucleotides long. It is a transcript of the gene Nemp, whose product is annotated as Nuclear envelope integral membrane protein. The transcript is spliced from 8 exons. The record is from RefSeq and is a predicted model, not a curated record. Lineage: Eukaryota; Metazoa; Arthropoda; Insecta; Hymenoptera; Braconidae. Gene Ontology annotation, cellular component: nuclear envelope. Bases 45 to 1268 code for a protein of 407 amino acids.